AUGACAAUCGAUCUUUUGCACAUCUCCGUUACGCAAGUUCCGACGCAAGACUGGGUGCGUGCAACUCAACAACAGUUUGCGCCUAUCGUUAUUCCUCCUCAUUUGGCCAUAGUGCCAACAUGGCAUGACCUCCCAGAGGGCAUAGCUCAUACCAUCCGUUUAGACCCAGGCCUUGCUUUUGGUACAGGUUCACACCCAACAACACAAUUAUGCUUAGAAUGGUUAUGUGCCAACCAAGCUCAUUUGGCCAAUUUUGACGUGAUGGACUAUGGCUGUGGCUCUGGAAUACUUGCCAUUGCUGCAGCACGAUUAGGGGCUAAAUCGGUUGAUGCCACCGAUAUUGACCCCAAUGCGGUACAAUCUACGGCAGAUAAUGCGGCUUAUAACGAUGUUGAACUGGACACGGGAUUACCUGAAGUGUUUAUGGGGCAACAUUACGAAGUGGUUCUUGCCAACAUUCUUGCCAACCCCUUGCAAGUUUUGGCCCCCAUGCUCUGUGAGAAGGUUAACACCCAUGGCUUUUUAGUUUUAUCUGGCAUUUUGGUUGAGCAAGUGGAAUUAUUAACGGCCUGUUACGCCCCGUGGAUACCCUUAACCGUCUGGCAAGAAAAGGAUGGUUGGCCCAGAGUUCAUAAUCUCGUUGCAGACACGUUGCCUGAACCCUUGACUCCCCCUCCGUCUUCAGACAGAGGUAUAGGCAACUCGAUUGGCUUGGCAGCGGGUGGAGCGGCACUGGCUACGGGUGGGACGAUGCUCGCGAAUCAUUUCCUUAAUGAUGCCAGUGACCCCAUUGAUAAUAAAACAGAGCGUGUUGUUGAUAACACACUGGGUUUUUUACGUGAAGAUGCAACUGACCUCCAGUCCACGCCGAAUACACAAAUUGCCCAAGCCCAAGCCGAUGAAAUUUGGUCCUCUUCUGCAAGUUCCCUAGCGGCCACAGACACGAUUGUUGGGGAUAAAGUUGAUGAUGUGGCGCAAUGGGUAGACCACAAAGUUGUUGAUCCUGUAGUUGAUACGACCAAAGAUGCCGCUAACUGGGUCGAUGAUAAAGUUAUUGAUCCUGUUGUUGAUACGACCAAAGAUGCUGCGCAGUGGGUUGAAAAUAAAGUGGACCAAGUUGUAACCCCCGAUCAUGAUCCUAUGCUCGACAUGAACUGGAGUUCCUCACCAGCCGCUGCCAGUCCAUCUUCCAGUGUUGGAGUUUCGGCUACCACCCUUGCUACAGGCGCAGCUUUAGCAGCUGGCGGUGUGGCCGUUGCUGAUGCGCUUACUCCAGAUGCCCCAACAACCGAGAAAGCUAAGCCGAAGAUCGAAAUCAAAGAAUUUAACAACACCGAUAACGCAGCAAAA
Darwinula stevensoni is the source of this 1350-nucleotide messenger RNA. NCBI's taxonomy places the organism in Eukaryota, Metazoa, Arthropoda, Ostracoda, Podocopida, Darwinulidae. The record is from the annotation of a GenBank genome assembly.